AUCCCGUCUCUUUUCACCCGCCCACCAGUUGGUUCCUGCUCGGUGUUAUGUGGUGAUAAGAGCAGAGAAGAAACUAAAGGAAGAAGGCAUAAACAGUCCUUUUCUCUCAAGAUUCUCCUCUUCCAGUCCUGCACUUUUACUCUCUUACAACUACCAUGCUCCACCUGACAUCAGGGCGCCUGGGCAGCUUCAUGGCCAGGCGUGCGACGGUGGCCUUGACAACCAGCAGCGCGAGGAUGGCGAGCCACGGUCAUGGUACCAUGACACCAGUGACUCUUCCUGUUUCUGUCCAUCCAGAGGUGUCAGACACAGUGGACAUGUCUCAGCCAAUGUACUGGGAUCGUAGGGACAUCCCCCUGCCUGACAGAGCCUACAAAGUCGACCUAUCUGCUGCUGACAAGAGCCUGAAACAGAAGGAGAAAGGAUCCUGGACCCAGCUGACCAAAGAGGAGAAGAUUGCCUUGUACCGCCUGAUGUUCUGUAAGACCUUCCCAGAGAUGAACAAGCCUUCAGCAGAGUGGAAGACUGUCCUGGGGGGUAUCUUCUUCUUUCUGGGCUUCACUGGCCUGGUGGUCUGGUGGCAAAAAGCCUACGUCUGCCCUGAGCGCCCCAGGACCUUUGACGACGAUUGGCAGGCCAAACAGCUGCAGAGGAUGUUGGAUAUGAGGAUCAACCCCAUUCAGGGUCUCUCAUCCAAGUGGGACUAUGAGAAGGGCCAGUGGAAGUAAAGAACCUGUGGCUGAGGUGGCGCAGAGUUUGGACCGGUCACCUCAGAGACACCUCUGUGAAGCUGCUGAUGAAGUUGGUCUCUUUUUGAAUGUCACAUUGCAACCGUCCACACCACUAGAACGAUGGAGCUUAUCCGUCGUCAUCAUCUCUGGGGUCAUUUUACUCUGUGCCACCUGUGUCAGCAGCCUCUUGUCCAAAUACUGCAGCUUUCUGUCAUGGUCCUCUUCUAACCAUAUAAUAAUAAAGUUUGCUUAUGUCUCUGUCCAGCA
Molecule: messenger RNA, 998 nt
Organism: Scatophagus argus
Lineage: Eukaryota; Metazoa; Chordata; Actinopteri; Scatophagidae
Product: cytochrome c oxidase subunit 4 isoform 2, mitochondrial
Exons: 5
Coding region: 156-728 (190 amino acids)
Biological process (GO): mitochondrial electron transport, cytochrome c to oxygen
Source: RefSeq, a predicted model, not a curated record